Molecule: messenger RNA, 2001 nt
Organism: Bipolaris maydis ATCC 48331
Lineage: Eukaryota; Fungi; Ascomycota; Dothideomycetes; Pleosporales; Pleosporaceae
Molecular function (GO): metal ion binding; ATP binding
Source: RefSeq, a predicted model, not a curated record
AUGAAUGUACUGACAGCUACAGUACUCUUCAAAUUGCUUGAAUUAACCGUAUCCGGUCAAUCCUCUUUGGAAAAUGUGUGGUGGUUAGACCUAAAAGUCACCAGAAAUGUCUCUGGUCAUUUCGCAUCGAUCCCAGUCACAGUUUCACCACAGAAUAUUCUCGCCUCAAACAAGAAAUCCAACCCCAGCUGGACCAAGCUUUUUGAUAAAACUGCAGGCGAGGUACUGUCAAGCGACGACGCCAUAAAUCCACGCAAUCGCACGAUUAUCAGACUUUUGUUCAGCAAGAAUCCUGGGCACGCGGUGCGAUCGGAUUAUCUAGUUUACAGAUUGGCUGGCGCACAGUACGUCGCUUCUGUGAAAUCUUUCUUAGAUCCCCGGACCAAUGUUGCUGAAGUAGCUCCGGAACUUUACAGGUCCAUCACGACUUUGAGCGACUUCACCAAGUUGUUCGAACAUGCAAUUGGUGGUAUUGUCAGCAGUAGCCCAGAUGAACUUUUUACCGUCGAAUCGUGGCAGCAAUAUCUCGACGGCGAGCUCAUCAAACGUCUGUCUGUACCAUGGAUAUUUAGGCAACCUUUGAAAUCAUAUCGCGUUUUCUGGGUCCAAGGCCGCGCGGACAUUGGGUCAAGCAUCCAAUUCUAUGAAGCUGCAAGAGCACUUGGCAUCACGAUCGUUGUUCUCGACCAACCUGGCCACUGGCUUCAGGAUGACACCGGUCCACAUGCCCAAUAUCGCGAAGCAUUCAUACCCAUCAGUGUCGAUGGGGAUGAAGGCCUCACGCAAAGAGUUGUCGAAGCCGUGCGGUCUUACCCGCACAGGGUAGAUGGAAUUGUGACUAUCAGCGACGUUCGUUUGCCUUUCGUCGCUCGCGCCUGCGAGAUACUCGGACUACCUACUUCACCAUCAGCUGCUUACAUCCUUGCAGGCGAUAAAGGUGCCACAAGAGAGCUGGAGGAUGCUGCUGCUGAUAAAAAAGAGGGCUUUGUACUUAACGCCGCAGAUGAACUUGAUACCUUCCUUGAGCAAGCGGGGAACAUGAUAAAAUACCCUCUCAUCGUCAAGCCGUGUAGUGGAUGGAACAGCGAUUGCGUCGUCAAGGUCCAGAAUCAGGAUGAGUUGUUUGCUGCUGUUCUUCGCGCAUCUAGUAGACAUGCAAAUUCACCGAAUUGCAGCACGAGAGUUGUUGUUGAACCGUACAUCGAAGGACCUGAGGUAGAUGCGAACUUUGUCAUUCUUGAUGGAGAAGUCUUAUUUUGCGACAUUUCAGAUGAUUUCCCAAGCACAGGUGACCACUCUGGGAACUCGACAAGCAUUCCGGCAGCCAAUUUCAUGGAAACAUUAAUGGAUAUACCCACCAAUUUGCCAAGCGAGGAACAGGAGUUAAUGAAGUCAAGCUUGAAGGAAAGCAUAGUUCGUCUUGGCUUCAAGUCCGGUGUCUUCCACUGCGAAGCGCGAGUUCGAAAUUCCCGCGCGCAAUACAAGCACGGCCUAGACGGUAUUUUGGACAUGUCUGUGUCAACGCGCACGGAACCAAUAUCACCACCAUCAUGCUACCUGCAUGAGGUAAAUGCUCGAUCUCCUGGGUAUAUUAAUUGCGUUGCUGCUCUUCUUGCGUACGGGGUAGACUACUACGCUAUUCGCCUUCUUCUAAGCCUGGGUCCUCAAGAAAACGAACGAGUGAAAAUCCUGGCACAACCUUUUCUCGGAAGUAAGCCACAGUAUAUCUUGGGUGUUGUUGUCCUUCCCCCUACUCGAUCGGGUAUCAUGGCCUCGGAGAAUGCUGUGGAAGAUUAUCUUGUUGAGAAUCCGGACAUUCGUAAACACGUAGUCCACCAUCAGACAGUAAGGAAGAAGGGCGAAUUCGUAGAGGGACCAGACUCAGAUGAGCUACUAGCGGUUGGAUACAUCAUAGUGGCCAGCAAGACCAGUAGACGACAGUGUCUUGAGCUAGCUAGACAGAUUUCGGAAACUUUCGAUUACAAACUAGAGAGCGAUUAG